AUGGACACGGGCGAUAGCGAGUUCAGCGUCGACGACGUCCUGCCCAUCUCCAAGAACGCGAUUGAGACGACCCUCAAGGACACCGUGUACAACCGCAAAAAGGUCAACGACUGGACCAACUCGCUCGUUGCGCUCGUGCUCAAUGGCCUCCAGAACCUCAACAAGCCGUUCAAAUACGCGGUCACGUGCCUCAUCAUGCAGAAAACGGGCGCGGGCGUCGCGACGGCCGCCGCUUGCUACUGGGACACGGUCCUCGACGGCUACUGCACGGUGCUGUGGGAAAACAGCACAAUUCAGUGUGUCGUGACGGUGUACGGCGCCGGCAUUUCGCCGUCGGUGAGCAAGCACGGCGAGCACUAG
Messenger RNA from Saprolegnia parasitica CBS 223.65, 360 nucleotides. RefSeq lists its product as hypothetical. Gene Ontology annotation, molecular function: dynein intermediate chain binding. The coding region runs from base 1 to 360 and encodes 119 amino acids. The record is from RefSeq and is a predicted model, not a curated record. Gene Ontology annotation, biological process: microtubule-based movement. NCBI's taxonomy places the organism in Eukaryota, Oomycota, Saprolegniomycetes, Saprolegniales, Saprolegniaceae. Gene Ontology annotation, cellular component: cytoplasm; cytoplasmic dynein complex. The transcript has 5 exons.